This is a messenger RNA of Saccharomycodes ludwigii, 2847 nucleotides long. It is a transcript of the gene SOV1, whose product is annotated as Sov1p. The transcript has a single exon. Lineage: Eukaryota; Fungi; Ascomycota; Saccharomycetes; Saccharomycodales; Saccharomycodaceae. Bases 1 to 2847 code for a protein of 948 amino acids. The record is from RefSeq and is a predicted model, not a curated record.
AUGAUCUCUAAUUCUAUAAGAUCAAGAAAUAAACAUUUGAUUGUUAAAAUAAUAAAAGCCAAUGCUAGAAAUUUUACAUGUAAUAAUAAUCAACUGUUGCUAAGACAUCAUGCCCAGUCCCAUUUAAGAAAAUUAAAUCAACAAAAAUCUUCCAACAAACUGGAAAGUGAUCCUAUUUCCCAAAAUACUAGUAUCGAUACCGAGCAUUUUGUAGAAAAAGAUUUAUUAGAAAGAGGGUUCUCCAAAGUUAAUGUACCAGAAUCAUUGAGUAAAACUUAUCUGGAUUAUUUACAGGUUAAUAACACUGCAUUUAAAAAAUCAUCCAAAAACCUAAAUGUCUUGAAAGAAAAGAUGAAGCAGCUUUCUGGACCUACUAAAACUCCACGUCCUGAAAAUGAAAAUGAAAAUGAAAAUGACCAGCAAAAAUAUAUAAGCAUUAUUAACUCUAUUUUCCAUUAUCUUGUUAACGAGUCAUAUUUAGAAAUCACCAGAUUCAAUACUUUGGGUCCUGAGAAAAUAUCUCAAAUUGUUGAAUCAGAUGAUUUUGUUAAAACUGCCAAGUUUGCUGCUUUGCAGAAUAAUGAAAUGGAUGAACAACUAUUAUUUGACCGACUAAAAUACGAUCUUUUCAAAGAUACCGGGAACCCAGGUAAGCUCCAAUCCACCACAGAAAAUUAUUGGAAAAUGACUAAAAAUCUUUUUAACGUUUUGGAAUUGAUAGAUAGAGAUCAAAAAAAUGUAGCACUAUAUGAAUCUUUUAAACUCGAAGAGUUUGUAUCAAUUUUUGAGUUUUGUAAAAAAAUACCUGUCAAAAGUUUAAAAUUGAAAGGGCUAUGCAUAUCCGGUAAUUUAAUAUAUAGAAAUAACCCAAAAUUAAGAAUGGAUCCUAUUAAUGAAUCGUUUUAUAUUGAAAGUUUAAUGAAUUAUGGUUCUGCCAAAAAGGCAAUUCUAUUAGUAAGAAACAGUACGGAAAGAAUACACCAGCGUUGGUGGAAUGAAGUUGGAUUAAUGUGUUAUUUAUCCACUAAUCAAUUAAAGAAAUUUAAAAAAAUGUUUAAAGAAACAAUAAAUAAAUUCGGUGAUGAUUAUAUAGAUAUUAGAAUUUUGAAAAAAGCCAUUUGGAAAAAUUUGUCAUUUUGCAACAAUAUCCAAGAAGCUAAUUAUUAUUGCGAUCUCUUUAUUAAAAUUGUGGAACGGUAUGGCUGUGAAGAAUAUAACCCAGAACAACAAAUUAUGCAAAAUACUACAUCCAUUUUCUUUCGAUCUCAAGAAGAGGGCAAUCUUUUUUUAAAUAGACCCAUUAAACCAACUGACAAAGACUUUUAUAGUGUGAUAAGCUCAUUUUUAAGCAAUGGCCAAUACCAAAGAGCUAAACAACUUCUAACCCUUUUGACUAAAAAAAUGAAUAACACUAUUAAAGAGAAAAACAACUUUCUAAUCACAUCUACCGCGCUUUAUUUGGCUACUAAUGUUAAUGAGCUUUUAAAACAUACGGAACCUAAUUCUAACAGAUUUGACCAACACUUUACCAAGCAUUAUCUUCACAACAUUAAAUAUCUCCAAGAGGUGCAUCUAAAUUCAUUUAAUUCUAUUUUUUUAAAAAACUUGAUCAAAUUAUCCAAAAACUCAAAAUAUAAUGAUUUAAUUGUUAAAUUUAUCAUGGACAAUUUACUCAAGGAUAAUAUUAUGGAUCAACCGUAUAAAAUCAGAGCAAUAAUAAGAGUUUUACUAAAUGAUAAAAAGAUUACUUUGGCCAAGCAAAUUUUAGAGGCAACUGAAAAAUUAUCAAAAAACGAUGAUCCUACAAUUACAAUUUAUUACUCGGAAUUUGUUAUGUAUUAUGCCAGUGAGAUUGGUAAUCUUUUGAAAUCAAAACAUGUUACUCGUAAAAGAACAGUUACUAUCAGCAACAAAAAUAAAAUCUGCGACAAAGAUCUUUUUGAAAAAUACAAAAACGAAGUUGAGUUGGUGCUUAUGAAACAUAUUGAAGACCAAGAUAUUCCUGUAUCUGCUGAAUUUUUGAGUGCAUCAUUGAAAUACUAUAUUAUUUCAGAUCAGUUAGGUAAAAGCAUUGAUUUAGUUAAUGACAUAGCCAUUCAAGGCUUAAAUUUGUAUGCUGAAGAUGAAUUUGAAAGGACAAGCAGCGAAUUAGAAAGUAAUCCUGCUUUAUAUUACUCAAUAUUAUGUGUCUAUUACAGAUAUUAUUAUUCUCUAAAAUAUGACACUUAUUAUAAAUACUCAAUCAAAAAAUUUCCUAAUAAAAAUAGCCUUGUUAAUUGCAUUAUUAAAAUACCAUUAGAAGACAUUUUACACAAAUUUUUAAUAAAAAGAAAUAUUCUGCCCAAUGAUGCGGUUAUAGGUAAAAUUAUUCAGACUCUAGUGGUAAAAGAUGACUAUAAUAUGCUUUUGUUGUUUUUGAACCUCCUAGAUCAAAAAUUGGGAGUCACAGUAUUGAACCAAAAAAACAUUAGCGUUAUAUUGGAUGCGUUAAAGCAAUCCUAUGUUUACGAUGAAAGAGGUAAGAUAUUAGAAAAGGAAAAGAAUAAAGAUAAUUCAACAGAUUUGAUAUUUAUACAUAAAGAUAGCUAUUUGAAAGCAUUGAAAAUAGUCAAGGAUAAAAUUAAGAGAGGUGAUAUAAUGUCCAAAUUGGCAGAUGCAUCGUCAUCGGGCGGCAUCACUAUCCAGAUGUUAAAUGAAAUAGUUGUUGAGUAUUUAUAUUAUAAAGGCAGGGGAAACAAUUCUUCAUUUAAUAUCAAUAACAAACAGAACUUAAGGGAAAUUUUCCACAGAUUUGGCUUUGAUUCGACUAAAAUUUUAGCAGUUAUUGAUCAGUAUACUAAUUGCUAG